This is a messenger RNA of Haliotis rubra (blacklip abalone), 1431 nucleotides long. RefSeq lists its product as uncharacterized. Lineage: Eukaryota; Metazoa; Mollusca; Gastropoda; Lepetellida; Haliotidae. The record is from RefSeq and is a predicted model, not a curated record. The coding region runs from base 99 to 1076 and encodes 325 amino acids. The transcript is spliced from 3 exons.
UGCUUGCACGUGACCAUCGCGAGAUCUAUUUUUUAGGAGACUGAGCACUGCUGUUGGAUACUCAUGUUUCUAUUACAUUACACGCAGCAGAGUUAAGAAUGGCUGAACCUAAGAAAGAAUCGCGGGCAGUUCAGUGCACUGAGACCAACUGUCAUUCAGGCUCGGAUGUCCUGGCUGCCAUUGCUGGGCUGAUUGACCAUCACAUCUUGCCUGAGGAGGUGCACACUCUGUAUGAUGAAGUCACAGAACUUGUCCAGAAAAGCCGUGUGAAGGACGAGUACAAUGAGGAGCUGAACCUGAAGCUACGUCAACUGGAGAACGAAAACAAGGAUCUGAGGGAAACUGUGGAUAUCUUCAGACAGGGGACUGGGAAUAUCAGAAGCAUGGGAUCAUCAGGUUGUGAAGAUCUCGACAGAGAUAAUCGGGUGAAUCGGGACAUCAUCCAGAGCUUGCUGUUGAAAGAGGUCAACUUGAGCAAUGAGAACAAGGAACUGCGUGAGAUGUAUCAGAGAGCGAUGGAGAAGAAUGAUAUGAUGGAGGGCGUUGCCCGGCAAUGUGCCCAUCUACAGGAGUUAAACUCCCAGCUUCAGAAGGAGACUGAAAAGCUGAGGUGGGUGGAGACUCUGUACAGUCAGAAGGAGAGGGAGUUGGAAUACAGCCAGAACAAGCUGCAGAAGCUGCAGCAACUCCACAACAUCCUCCGGGGCAACGCCCAGAGAUCCAUCAUCACUCCACAGUCUCCUCUCAAAGAAGAGGACCACCCUCAACAUCAGGAACAGGCCAUCCGUUCCUUGAAACGUGGCCGGUUUGUGAUGGAGAAGAGUUGUCCAUAUGAGUGUUCCAAGUGCUCCAAGUUCUUCCCGACCAAGCAGGUGUCUGAGGAGUCCACUUGCUGUUACCACCACAAGAAGCCUGUGAAGGCCAUCCUGCGAUGUGAAGACGGAACUGUAGAUCCUGUUAGUCCUCCUGACUGGUUUUGGCCAUGUUGUCAGAAGAUAGGAAGAAAUGCUGUGAAAUGUGUUCAGAACAGCAGUCACAAGUUCAAUGUAGAUCAUGGUAAAAAUCCUGAGAGCUAAUACCAAUCUUGAAUAAUCAGUUCCUUCAAGCUGCUGCUGAGUCUUCUACCCAUCAUGUAAAUCUGUCUCAGUAUGACAUAUACCACUUUACAAAUACAUGUCAGUUUGUCUGUUCAUUUGAAGGUGAGAUAUAACUGUACAUAUUGCUGUACAGAAAUAUCUGUACCAAACAUACUCAACAUACAGGUACAUUUCACCUGUACAGUACAGAUGGUCAUAUUAUGAUAAAUCAUGAGGCCCAUUUCAUGAAGCAGUUGCAGCACUGUGACUGUUCAUGUCAGUGUUGAACCAGGGGCUUGCUUGCGUAGAAAUAACUUGCCAACAAAUUUCCUGUAGAAGCAAGUAUUAUUGUCAG